Gongylonema pulchrum is the source of this 399-nucleotide messenger RNA. The record is from the annotation of a GenBank genome assembly. NCBI's taxonomy places the organism in Eukaryota, Metazoa, Nematoda, Chromadorea, Rhabditida, Gongylonematidae.
AUGAGAUCUUUGCGAACUCGUGGAAUGACCAGUUUUACUGUGGAUUAUUUGCUUUGGCAUCACUUCGGAAAUCAUGUGGCGCUCAACCCACUGGAUAUGGUUCGUCGAUAUCGCGCAUAUUUCCAGCGUAUACCGAACCCGAAAAAUCUUGCGGCCUUCAUCGAAACUUAUUUGAAAACACCGAUUGCUUUCUCGCGUGAUGGUUUGAUGGGCCCGAAAAUAAAUGUACCCGUUCUACAGAUUGUCGGCUCAAAUUCGCCAUUUGUGGAGAGCUCAGUGGACGUUAACUCGCGACUGAAUCCGGCUGACUCGGAGUGGCUUAAGUCAGGAUUUGACGCAGGCGAUGCUGGUGAUGAUCCGAUAACGGUUCUGGAAAGUAUCAGUGAGACGAAUUCAUGA